This is a messenger RNA of Cucurbita pepo subsp. pepo (vegetable marrow), 1173 nucleotides long. Its product is annotated as polygalacturonase-like. The record is from RefSeq and is a predicted model, not a curated record. Gene Ontology annotation, molecular function: polygalacturonase activity. Lineage: Eukaryota; Viridiplantae; Streptophyta; Magnoliopsida; Cucurbitales; Cucurbitaceae. Gene Ontology annotation, biological process: carbohydrate metabolic process.
AUGGCCAACACAAUCAAAACAUUACUUCUCAUCAUCUCCUCCUUCUAUUUCUUCAUUCAACUUUCAAGUGCAGCCACUUACAAUGUGAUUACUUAUGGAGCAAAACCCGAUGGUAAAACCGACUCGACUCGACCCUUUCUCAAGGCAUGGACAUUGGCUUGCAGCUCCUCGACGCCAUCCACCAUCAAUGUCCCUAAGGGAAGAUUCUUGCUAAACCCCACCACAUUCAGAGGGCCAUGUAAGAACAAGAUUACCUUCCGUUUGAAUGGAACCCUUGUGGCACCUCUAGACUACCGUGCCCUUGGAAGUUCUGGGUAUUGGAUUUUGUUCAUUAAAGUUAACGAUGUUUCUUUCUUCGGCGGCAACAUUGACGCAAAGGGCGCUUCGUAUUGGGCCUGCAGGGACUCUGGAAAGGAUUGUCCACCGGGAGCUAGGUCACUAACAUUCAAUUGGGCGAACAACAUCUAUUUAAGUGGGCUGACAUCACUCAAUAGCCGGCAGUCUCAUAUUACAAUUAACAGUUGCAAUAAUGUAUUGGUUAAGAAUGUGAAGAUAAUGGCUCCCGACCAAAGCCCCAAUACUGACGGCAUUCAUGUGCAGUCAUCAACCGAUGUAACCAUCACAGGAACUACCAUCCAAACUGGUGAUGAUUGCAUAUCCAUUGGAGAUGGAACUAAGAAUUUGUUUAUGACUCAUAUCAAAUGUGGGCCUGGCCAUGGCGUAAGCAUUGGGAGCUUGGGAAAAGAGUUUGACGAACAAGGCGUCCAAAAUGUAACAUUGAUGAACGCAGUGUUCACUAAAUCCGAUAAUGGUGUGAGGAUAAAGACGUGGGCGAGGCCUGGCAAUGGCUUCGUGAAACAUGUUGUGUUUCAGAACAUCGUUAUGAACAAUGUUAAGAAUCCCAUCAUAAUCGAUCAAAAUUAUUGUCCGGACAAUGAAGGUUGUCCUGGUCAGAGUGCUGGAGUGAAGAUUAGUGAUGUGACGUAUAAAAACAUUGGAGGAACAUCAGCAACAUCAGAGGCUAUAACAUUUGAUUGCAGCUCUACCAAUCCAUGUGAUGACAUACGUUUGGAGGACAUCAAGCUUACGUAUAAGAACAAGGCAUCGACAUCGACAUGCAACAACGUUGGUGGAUCAAGUGUGGGAAUUCUUAUGCCACAAAGUUGCUUGUGA